Messenger RNA from Sebastes umbrosus (honeycomb rockfish), 2921 nucleotides. Its product is annotated as SLAIN motif-containing protein 1-like. Gene Ontology annotation, cellular component: microtubule plus-end. The record is from RefSeq and is a predicted model, not a curated record. The transcript has 10 exons. Gene Ontology annotation, biological process: positive regulation of microtubule polymerization; microtubule nucleation; cytoplasmic microtubule organization. Bases 187 to 2025 code for a protein of 612 amino acids. Lineage: Eukaryota; Metazoa; Chordata; Actinopteri; Perciformes; Sebastidae.
UGCAUGGUGUAGGGGUGGAGUCCAGACCAGACAGGCGUACUAGACUACUACUGAUCCAGAAUAGAGCUCAGUCUGCAGGCGAGGAGAGAUCCAGGAGGUGCUGCUGUAGCUUGGCUCUACCUACCUGUCCACAUUGGAGGUGAGGUAGCAGCUACAAUCACCUUUAUUUUACUGUGUUCCGGUGCAAUGGAGGUGAUGAUGCAGGAGGUGGACUGCAACAGCAACAGCCUGAACGCCGAGCUGGAGGUUCGGAAGCUGCAGGAGCUGGUCCGGAAGCUGGAGCGGCAGAACGAGCAGCUGCGGACCCGGACAGGGAGCUGCUCCGGCGGCCUGCACUGCUUGCCCAGCCCGCUGCCCACGCUGCUCUGCACGGCGUCCUUGGGCUCCUUCACGCCUCCGGAGGAUGCUUUCGACUACUUCCACCCUGGAGCUGCAGGGGAGGAAGAGGACGAGGAGGAGGAAGAGGAGGAUUCGGUUCUGGAUGAGCUGGAACUUUUGGAUUUUGAUUCUCUGUCCUGUUCAGAUGAAUCCGAUGAGACAUGGCUGUACGUGUCCUCUAAAGCCAGAGAGUCCUCAGACGAGUCCCUCACUCCUCUCCAGUGGUGCCGGCAGGCUCUGGAUGGUCCCAAAUCAGAGGUGGAGGCCGCCAGGAGGUCGCUGUCCCUCCGACUGGAACAAGUGUCCAGGUGGCGUAGCUCCCUGUCCAGCCCGUCUCCCACCUCCUCCCCUGGUCCUCCUCUCAGUCGAGUGGCCGGAGUGUCGCCCAUCACUUCUUCCCCAUCAGCCAAACUCUGCUCCACCCCCCAGUCUGAAAGACACGCUCCAUCCCUGUCCUCCCCGCUCCACCCGGUCCUCCACUUGAUGAGUCCUAUAGCGAAGGAUCUCUCCCCAUUAGCUGAGAGGACUCCCACCUUCUUCCCCGCCAGCCGCAGCCGCAGCCUCCGGCGCUGCGCCCUCAGCCCCCAGUCCUCCAUGGACAGCGACCUCGGGUCCUCGGAGUUGGAGGACGACUCCAUCUCUCUGGGAUACAAACUGCAAGACCUCACUGACGUCCAGGUUAUGGCCCGACUGCAGGAGGAGAGUCUAAGACAGGACUACGCCAGCACGUCGUCCAUCAUGGCCAACCGCCGCAGCCAGAGCUUCACCUUCCAGCUCAGCCAGCUCAGCGCCGGCCCCGACCUGGAGGAGGAAGACGAGGAGGACGACGAAGACUACGGCCUCCUGCCCCCUCCGCAGCCGCGCCUCACCCGCCUACCGCACUCCCACACCUUCUCCAGUAUCCGAGACUGGCGAAGAAGCACCAGCUCCCUGUCCACGCCACCUUCCACCCCAUCCACUCCGCCAUACCCCGCCGCUGGGUUCGCCUUUCAGCCUCAGCUCCAAGCCCAGCCCCAGGGACUGGGACUGGGACUGGGACUGGGCAGCCUCUGCGCAGCCGAGCCACAUGGCUUCAGACCAGGAUCAGCCGAAUAUGAGAAUAAGCUGCGGAGGAGCAUGCCUAACCUUGUCAGAACUCCCAGCAUGCCUAGUGUGCCCAUUCCAACCAAUCCUAGUGCUUCCCCUUCUUUGCUUCGUAACAGCCUGAGUUUUGAUUCGUCCAGUGGGCUGGCUCGCCUGCAGUCCUCCAUCCCCUCCCCAGGCCAGCUACAGAACAGGGUCCAAAGCGUCGGGAACUUCUCCUCAUUGUCACGGCCGCCACUAAAGGCCACCGCCUACGUCAGUCCCACCAUCAAGGGCUCAGCGUCCAUGCCGACCUCCACCAACCUCCAGUGUCUGAACAUUAGCGGCGGGGGUAACAGUGGCAUCCCUAUGCUCAGUAAAUCUCCAGGUGGAGGGGGCACGCCCACUUCAGCGCCAAACACGCCCCGCAGCGGCCUGCCUCGCCCCGCCUCCUUUGUUGGCACCCCGACCUCCACCCCCCGCAGCAAGGUGGCCCAACCAGCACGAAGUUUACUGACGCCUCCAAAGAGCUUGUCCACCCUCAGUGCCCUUCGUGACAGCACCUGGAGAGACGGCUGCUACUGAUGGAUGGAUGAACCGGUGCAGUGGAAGCCCCGCUGGCUGGGGUAACUUCACUACACCUCAACGUAAACGCUUUCCUUGGAGACAUUUUAAUGGGUUUGACCAAAAAAAGUACCAUAAAUCCUGCAUAGAAUAGUUCAUCAAAAGGGCCAAAACUCGUGUCAUCCAUUCAAUUCUAUGCAGAAUUUCUUCGGGGAAGGCGGGUUGUGUUGUGCCAAGAGGGAGUUGUUCCCUGUUGCUUAUGUGCAAUAAACCACUGGCUGUGGGGUCCCAGUAACCUGCUAAAGAGGGCUGCCAGUUUUUAUUAAAUGAGCCUCACAUUACUGUAUGUAUUUAUAUAUUUAUUUGAAAUGAAAUUUCUAACUAAUCAGGUGUUUUCCCUCUGGCAACAAGCGCCAACGAUGCUGCUAAAAAUGAAUCCUGUUGGUUUGGGCACAUUUGGUCUAAUUUUUACGAGACAUUAAAGUAUGUACAAAGCUAACUAUUCUGUGUGCUAAUUAUAUAUAUAUUGAUGCAAUAUUAUUGAAUUUUAAAUGUGACCAAAAUGUCUGUUUACAAAGUUGUCUCACCACAGCGUCACAAAACUGUGCAUAUUAACACUUUAACGCCCUGUAAGGGAUCUGUUCUUGUUGCACUUUGUAUAAACUUGCUGAUAUUUUUUAUGUUCUGUUUACUAAUGUUUGCACUUCCUUUUACAUUCGAUCUUCUGGAUUUAAAGGAAAAACACAAAUGUUUUUUGGGGGAGAUUUCACACGGCAUAAUGUAGCACCCUCUGUUUGUAAUAUUGUGUUUUUAAAUGAGCGUCACCAUGACACAUUUCACAAAAUCCUGACACUUUUGUUAUUGUGAUGGACUGAAUGAGCGAAACGUUUUAAUAAAACACACUGAAUUAAAGAUGA